AUGCUCUUCCUAAUAAUCUCGUUUGCUUCUGCUAAGCUAGCGAUGCCAAACCAUAUUUUUAAGGAAUAUGAUCUUCAUUGUUACACUGAUGUUAUUGAAUCCAAGUCUUUAACUCGUAGAUCCUUUCCAAAGGAUUUCAUAUUUGGAACAGCCUCAUCCUCUUACCAGGCCGAAGGUCAUGCAAACGUAAGUUGCAGAGGUCCGAGUAUAUGGGACACUUUUACUCGAGACUUCCCAGAAAGGAUAGCUGAUGGCAACACUGGAGACAUGGGAAUUGAUUUCUACAAUCGCUACGAGAGUGAUCUUCAAGCAAUAAGGGAUAUGAAUAUGGAUGCUUUUAGAUUCUCUAUCUCCUGGUCUAGAGUAAUUCCCAGUGGGAGAGCAUCUCAGAAUGGCAAGAUUGGGAUAACACUCAAUGCCCGUUGGUAUGAACCUUACUCUAAUAGUGCGGAAGAUCACGAUGCGGCCAAAAGAUCUCUUGAUUUCAUGCUUGGUUGGUUCUUGAAUCCUAUAACAUAUGGUGACUAUCCGAGCAUUAUGCGUGAAUUGGUUCAAGAUAGAUUACCAAAAUUCUCUCCACUGGAUUCUAUGGUUCUAAAAGGAUCAUUGGACUUUGUUGGAUUAAAUUACUACACUGCAUAUUAUGCAGCAAAUGUAAACUCUUCCGAUCCAGAUCAUCGAAGAUAUGGAACAGAUUCUAAUUGCCAUAUAUGUUACAGGUCUCGAAGAGAACGAGACAACAUCCCCAUCGGUCCAAAGCUAAAUGUGAAACCUGCCUCAUUUGUCGAGCUGGACUAA
Molecule: messenger RNA, 798 nt
Organism: Dovyalis caffra
Lineage: Eukaryota; Viridiplantae; Streptophyta; Magnoliopsida; Malpighiales; Salicaceae
Source: the annotation of a GenBank genome assembly